Penicillium cinerascens is the source of this 2067-nucleotide messenger RNA. RefSeq lists its product as uncharacterized. The transcript is spliced from 5 exons. Gene Ontology annotation, cellular component: nucleus. The coding region runs from base 1 to 2067 and encodes 688 amino acids. Gene Ontology annotation, molecular function: DNA binding; zinc ion binding; DNA-binding transcription factor activity, RNA polymerase II-specific. Gene Ontology annotation, biological process: regulation of DNA-templated transcription; DNA-templated transcription. Lineage: Eukaryota; Fungi; Ascomycota; Eurotiomycetes; Eurotiales; Aspergillaceae. The record is from RefSeq and is a predicted model, not a curated record.
AUGUCCGAAGACUCAUCUGGUUACCGGCCCAUUAAACGGAUUCGGCAAGCUUGCCAGAACUGCCGGCGCAAGAAAGCCCGCUGCACUGGCGAGAAGCCGGAGUGUGCUCUAUGCUCCCGAUGUGGUCAGUCAUGCAGGUACUUGGACGACGAUAGCACGAUAGUUAGCCCGCCUGCCAUCUCACCUGGUCCUGUUAAGAAACAUCAUCACCCAAAAAAGUUCCGCGAUGACGAGAAGAUGAAUGGCUUCUCAGCGCGCCUGGCUACUCUGGAGAGCCAGAUGGCUGAAAUGGUCCGCAGCGUCAGAUCGAUUGAGCGAAGCUUGAAUGGUCCUCGUAUUAAUCAGAAACCCGACUCAACCGAUCAGAUCACGCAAAAUGACGCCGGACCAAAAAUAGGGAUCGAAGCGGACGUCACCGUUCCUUCGGCCGUACUUAAUAAUCAGCUUCCUCCUCCCUAUAUCGUUCGCACGGCAGCAGAUCUUUACUUUCGCUAUUGUCACAACCAACCUUACUCGUUGUUUCACGAAGGCAGCCUUCGAAAUAAGAUUGAGUUGAAUGAAUUGCCGAAACAUUUACUUCUUGCCCUGGUGGCAAGUACCGUGCGCUACUCGAGCGAUCUCUUCUUCAGUGAUAAAAAUGCAGCAGUGUCCGCAUACGCGCAUCAGUCAUGGAAGGCCAUUGUGAUGCCCUGGAAUGGUAUUCAGAGUGACGCAGAGCUUAGCAUCGUUCAAACUAUCCUCCUUUUGGCGAUCAUCGACUACACAGACGGUCGUACACAGGCUUCGUGGAUCAAAGUGGGACUUGCUAUCCGACUAGCACAAGACUUCCGCAUGAUGGUGGAGCCAGAUCAGAAUCUCUCUCCAAUUCAACAGGAUGAGCGAAGACGAGUCUUCUGGUCUUUCUAUCUUUGUGACAAACUCAUAUCUUGCGGCCAGGAGCGCCCGGCCGCAAUUCUGGACGAACACUGCAAGCUUGCGCUUCCAGGUGGUGAGAGCGAGUGGCGAGCUGGCCAAUAUCAACACGCGCCUACACUCGAACAACUUCUCGAAGACGACUCGGGUACUGCUUUAAAUACUCUAUCCCCGUUUGCCGUUUCCGUUGUGAUGGCAUCGCUACUGGGUCGUUGCGCUCAAUAUGCUCUCGGCGAACAAGAAGACCAGGCACCGGGAGGGCGAGUACUGCCGUGGAAUCCACGUUCAAAACAUUCAUCAAUUCAUUCGGCCAUUCUUCAGCACGAGUCGGAGCUAGGCUUGAAUGAGCCCCUUUCCACAAAGGUGGCGCGUAUCUGUCUAGCUGAUGACGGAUCCAUUGACCAGCACAAGGCCGCUCCACUCACUUUCUCUCGCGCCCUUUUCUACCUUUGUCAAUGUCUUCUCUAUAAUCCCUUCCUCUUGAAGAGACGACUUGCACAUGUUGGGCAAAGAACACCUCAAAGCUUCCUCGCACAGAACUUCGUGGCCUGCCGUACGGCGGCCUCCUCACUAUCAAGACUUAUGGAUGAUGUGAAGUCGUUAUGUUGCAGCACCCUGACAACUUCGUACGACCCAUUCUAUGGCUACUGCAACAUGGUGGCAGGUGUAGUCCAUGCUCUGUUUCUGGAGGACACGGAGGCGGCCGUGCGUGAGAUGGCUGGAGCAUCGCUGGAAGUCAGUCUAGAGAACCUCAAAGAGCUUUCAUGCUUCUGGAACAGUUGUGCCAUGAUGAAAACACGCCUUGAAGAAUUUUGUGCCAACCGUUCCCGAUACGCAGCCCUCGUCGACCCGACCGCCCAAGAGCUAGGGCUAACGCCCAGCGACGCCAACGAUCUCGCCGAGUGCCUCGACUAUGCGCGCAUAUCCACACCACGCUGCAAAACACAGCAACCGUCAAGGACCGCUGCUCCCGCCGAUCCUGGAGCAUUAUCGCAUCUUCCUAGUCCUUACUUUGAAGAGCUUAUGAAUCUUCUUCCAUUUACUUCUAGCCGACCAGUCAGCCCACCUCGAUUUGAUGGAUUAUUUGUCACAGAAUCGUCGGCAUUUGACGGCAGAAUGAAUUCGCAAAAUCCUUCUAAUUCCAAUUUCUAUUGA